GUGGUCGCAGAAUGAUUAACCGCAAAUGAGGUUGUUAGAAAGCUGGGAGUACUAUUAGUUCCAAGAGGAACUACGGGCUCUUAUGCGGCAUAUAGAAGUUACAACGAGCAAGUCGAAGACCUCGAGCCCUGUUUUGAGGUCGUUCUUCACGUUAUAUCGGAAAUACUCGUCGACAUCGAUUACCAAACUACACGUUUACGCCGCUAUAAUACUUGGGGGGGGGUCCUCUUGUAUCUUCUAAAGUGGACCCGGCUAUACAAGACUUCUUUAUAGAUGCUAGGUUUUGCUUACAUACGAAGAAGCCGGUCCUCCCUGUGUCUCACGGUCGACUGUCUUCAGAGGUAAUAGAACCAAGCUCUCAAGUUUUGGCUAUCGUAGAAGAGUUGAUUAACAUGAUAUACAGAGGAAAUUUAUCACGGGCGACUAUUCAACUCGUAGACCAAACAUUUCCGCCACACCCUUCGUUCGCGAAAGCAGCAGAAUCUUCAAGGUUACAGCCUUUGGUAGCGAUUGAGCUGCAUAAGAUAUCGAGACAAGUAGAUGUACGGUCGCUUCUGACUAAGUAUCGACCCGAGAGCCUACGCUCCCGCAAGAAUGAUUACAGCCUCAUUCGCAUGCUACAUCGUGAAAUCAUCAGGUGCGACUAUAGUGCCGUACAUAGAUGUCUUUUGGCGAACACAAUCCCGGAUACUCCUCUAGAAGAAUCGGGGGUUGUACCAAUUCACCGAGACCUAGACCAAAUCGAAGCGUCGCUUGUUUCGGAAAAUAAGACAGGCACAAGGGCGUCGAAUUCGAUCGUGAUGGCCUUAAUUAUCGCGGGCGCUAGCCUCAACGUGCGAGACGAAAACGGUCGGACUCCCCUCAUACGAGCUGCUACGAACGAAUUGACCGACCCUAUAAUAUCGCUGAUGUUGGAAUUCGGAGCUUCUGUCCAGACCAAAGACAGGUAAAGGAACAUAGCUCUUCGCCAUGCGGCGAUGAAGGCUCCUUCAGAAGAAAUGGGCAAUAUUAAUACUAUCAGGGCCUUGCUAGCCCAUGGCGCCGACUAAAGCCUUAGGAACAAGAGGGGGCGCGCCCCUUUACAUAGAGCCGUCUUGUUUAAGUACUUCGAACGCGCUCGGGAGCUCUUGGAUUACGGAGCCGACUUAGAAAUAACGGAUAAUAAUGGGUGGACCCCCUUACUUUGUGCAGUCACCAAAGGGAAUUCGGUAUUG
Messenger RNA from Daldinia decipiens, 1214 nucleotides. RefSeq lists its product as uncharacterized. Lineage: Eukaryota; Fungi; Ascomycota; Sordariomycetes; Xylariales; Hypoxylaceae. Bases 393 to 950 code for a protein of 185 amino acids. The transcript has a single exon. The record is from RefSeq and is a predicted model, not a curated record. Gene Ontology annotation, molecular function: protein binding.